AUGGCCCACGACAUAGAGAGCAGUUUUCAGGCCGCCAUCGAUGCCGGCAAGAUCAACGGCGGCGUUAUCUGUGCCACCGACGCGGAGGGCCGCUUUGUCUACGACAAGGCAAUCGGCGAGCGCACCUUGCUGUCAGGCGAGAAGCGCCCGCAGCAACUUGAUGAUGUGCUGUUCCUAGCUUCUGCCACCAAGUUGAUCACCGCUAUCGCUGCCCUGCAGUGCGUCGAUGAUGGCCUACUGUCCCUGACUGGCGACCUAUCGUCCGUCGCCCCGGAACUGGCUGCCAAGCAGGUCAUCACGGGCUUCUCGGAUGACGGCGAAACCCCUCUGCUUGAGCCGGCGAACCGGCCAAUCACGCUCGAAAUGCUGCUUUCGCACAGCUCUGGCCUCUGCUACUACUUUUGUAACCCACAUGUCGCCCGAUGGCGCGAGAAGUUCUCUUCUUCUCAAGAUGGUCAGUCACGGUCCGUCGAGGAGCUGUUCUGCUACCCGCUUGCCUUCCAACCCGGCUCCAGCUGGAUGUACGGCUCGGGACUCGACUGGGCUGGCCGCAUAGUGGAGCGGAUAACAGGGGGCAAUCUGGGUGAGCGCAUGCAGCAGCGGAUCUUCGACCCGCUGGGUAUCAAUGAUGCUCAGUUUUACCCCGUCACGCGCGAGGACCUACGCUCUCGUCUAGUUGACCUUAGCCCGGAUGACCCGGACGCCGUCGGGCGUGCUGUGCUCGGUGGCGGCGGCGACAUGAACAGGACUGGCCGUGGAGAUUUUGGCGGCCAUGGCCUAUUCAUGUCAGGUGCUAGCUAUAUCAAGAUUCUGCGCUCGCUGCUGGCAAAUGACGGGAAAUUGCUCAAGCCCACCACUGUUGACGAGAUGUUCCAGCAACGCCUUAAUUCCGAAGCGGCUGCGGGACACCAAGCCGCGCUAGCAAGCCCUAUGGGCACUUUCUUCCGCGUUGGUGUCGAGCCCGAAGCGAAAAUGGGCUAUGGUCUAAGCGGUCUGCUGACGUUGGAGAAUGUCGACGGCUGGUAUGGUGAGCGCACGCUGAGUUGGGGUGGCGGCCUGACGUUCACCUGGUUCAUUGAUCGCAAGAAUGGCUUGUGUGGCAUCGGUGCCGUUCAAGCCAAGCUACCAAUGGACAAUGAGGUGGUGGCUGCCCUAAAGCAGACCUUCCGCCACGAUAUCUACCGCAAGCAGGCUGCCUGGAAAGAGCAGCAGCAGGCGUCAUGA
This is a messenger RNA of Penicillium lagena, 1224 nucleotides long. RefSeq names its product serine hydrolase domain-containing protein. NCBI's taxonomy places the organism in Eukaryota, Fungi, Ascomycota, Eurotiomycetes, Eurotiales, Aspergillaceae. The coding region runs from base 1 to 1224 and encodes 407 amino acids. The transcript has a single exon. The record is from RefSeq and is a predicted model, not a curated record.